CAAGAAGCAGAAGUGCCAGAACUACUGUAAGAAGGUGCAAACCUAAUUCGUCCAUUUUCGACCAAUAUGGAGAGCUUUCGAGUAUGGCUUGUUCUAGGAAUAGUUAGUCUUUCACUUGGACAUGUUGCUGAGGGAGCAGUAGACACGGGGACUAUUUUCUUCCGUUGUUAUAAGGGUGCCUCGUUUAACGAUGUUAACAUCAAACAAAUAGGCAAUCUGAUUCCUCAAUUGAAUUUGCGCGAGCAGACAGUGUUUCACAUUCAUGGCUACACAGAGAACGUGGAACAUGAAAGUGUCACAAUAAUAGUAAAAGCUUAUCUCAAUUAUACGACGAAGAAUAUAAUCGCAAUCGACUACAGACAACUCGCAGACAACGAAAAUUACUUCGUCGACGUGGAGCAUGUCAAGGAUGCUGGUAGUGCUAUUGCCAAUGCACUGGAUAUACUGGUAGCGAGGGGCUUGAACCCCAAUAAUAUUCACAUAAUUGGACAUUCCUUAGGUGGUCAAGUUGCUGCAUUCGUAGGGUCCCAUACAAAUUUCACUGUUGCUAGAAUAACAGGUUUGGAUCCCGCUGGUCCUUUGUUCUACACUGGGAGAUACUUACAGGCAAGCGAUGCUGCAUUUGUCGACAUUAUACAUACUGAUGAAGGUGCCGUCGGUCAACCUUAUAACAGUGGCGACGUGGAUUUUCUCCCUAACGGGGGACACAGGCCACAGCCUGGCUGUUCUGUUCUGCCUUUCACACAUGACCCUGAAGUAAACUGCAAUCAUCAUAGAUCCUGGCGGUUCUAUGCAGAAUCGGUCGGUAAUCCUCGUGGAUUCUUGGCUGACCGAUGCAGCGGUGGAAUUCUAUUUAAUGAGAAAAAAUGUGACCGAUCAGAUGUAAUCCCUAUGGGAUACGCUACGCCAUCUAAUGCUAGGGGCUUGUAUUACCUCAAGACAAAUUCAAAAUUCCCGUUCGCCUUAGGAUUGAAGGGACUAUAUUGAAUUUUCUAACUGGAGUGUAUACUUUACAACUUGUAUUUCAAACAAUAAAAUGAACGGCAAAACUAAAGGUACUUGACACGUUAAAAUACUGUAGAAUAAGAUAAAAAUGUAGAAUACUUGUAGGAUAAGAUAAAAAUAUUUGCGUAAAAA
Messenger RNA from Megalopta genalis, 1137 nucleotides. Its product is annotated as pancreatic triacylglycerol lipase. Lineage: Eukaryota; Metazoa; Arthropoda; Insecta; Hymenoptera; Halictidae. The record is from RefSeq and is a predicted model, not a curated record. Gene Ontology annotation, biological process: lipid catabolic process. Gene Ontology annotation, molecular function: serine hydrolase activity; lipase activity.